Messenger RNA from Spodoptera frugiperda (fall armyworm), 643 nucleotides. RefSeq names its product larval cuticle protein A3A-like (gene CPR82). Bases 47 to 538 code for a protein of 163 amino acids. The record is from RefSeq and is a predicted model, not a curated record. Lineage: Eukaryota; Metazoa; Arthropoda; Insecta; Lepidoptera; Noctuidae. The transcript is spliced from 4 exons. Gene Ontology annotation, cellular component: extracellular matrix.
AUUCAUAACGUGAGCAUUAAGUGCUAAGUUCUGUGUUUAAUUAAUCAUGUUUUCCAAAGUACUGACGUUAUUCGCGGUGGUGUCUGCCUGCCAGGCAAUAUUCCCACUCCACCACCACCAUCACCACCACCCAGCCAUUUCCCACCAGGAGAUACACAAACACGACGGUCCACACCACCCCAUCCCCAUUCACCACCACGUACCCAUCCCAAUCCACCACCACGUGCCACUGCUUCACCAUCACGUACCUCAACCCCUCCCCAUUCACCACAUUCCUCAUAUUCCUCACCAUGAUCACUAUGCAUUCCCCGAAUACAAAUUUGCGUACUCCGUGCACGACCACCACACUGGUGACGUGAAGUCACAGCACGAGCUUCGUCACGGAGACAUUGUGAAGGGAGGCUAUGAGCUCGUCGAACCUGACGGCAGAUUCAGGAAGGUGGAGUACAAGGCUGAUGACCACACCGGUUUCAACGCCAUCGUCCAUCACUCGUCGCCUCAUCAUCAUGUUCAUCUUGCCCAUCACCACCACCUUUGAACGUGACGUCACUCCUACAACCACCACUGAAUGCUGCUCAAACAAGACUGACUCGAUAUCUGUUGUAAUUGUUAAUGCAAAAUGCUGCUUUCGUACGCAAAUUAA